This is a messenger RNA of Aspergillus aculeatus ATCC 16872, 878 nucleotides long. Its product is annotated as nucleotide triphosphate diphosphatase NUDT15. NCBI's taxonomy places the organism in Eukaryota, Fungi, Ascomycota, Eurotiomycetes, Eurotiales, Aspergillaceae. Gene Ontology annotation, molecular function: 8-oxo-7,8-dihydrodeoxyguanosine triphosphate pyrophosphatase activity. Gene Ontology annotation, biological process: dGTP catabolic process. Gene Ontology annotation, cellular component: cytosol. The transcript has a single exon. The record is from RefSeq and is a predicted model, not a curated record. Bases 199 to 810 code for a protein of 203 amino acids.
GAACUCUUGGCAUCAGCGGGUACUGGGUAUUGUUCACCGUGCCUGGAAAAGAAUCACCAAACCUCAUCUAUAUAAGGCGACCGACCAAUCCACUUGAUUGACGCAAUUCAUCAAACCCAUCAAUACUUGACCGAUCAACACCAAUCGAUCAAUCUUCACCCUCCCCACACACACGCACCUCUAGAAUUACCGACAACCAUGUCCACAACACCAGAUUCCGAUCCCACCACCACCAUCACCGCCCCGCCAGCGGUAACAACUAUCCCCCGCGUCGGCAUCGCCGUCCUCAUCUUCGGGCGCGCCAACCAAGUCCUGCUGGGCGAACGCAAAGGCAGCCACGGCGCCGGCACCUGGGCCCUGCCGGGGGGCCACCUCGAGCCCGGCGAGACGUGGGCCGCGUGCGCCGCCCGCGAGGUCCUCGAGGAGACCAACCUGGCCGUUUCGGGGCUCCGCUUCCUGACGGCCACCAACGACGUGAUGGCCGCCGAGAACAAGCACUACAUCACCAUCUACCUGGGGUGCACGCCGACGCGGCGCGAGGCCUGCAGGGCCCCGCCGCCCGUCAUGGAGCCCGAAAAGUGCCGCGAGUGGCGCUGGGUGGAGUGGGAGGAGGUCACGCGGUGGUAUCGGCUGCAGGACGCAGCGGAGAAGCAGCAUGCGAACCCCGCUGCAGCCGCGAGUCCCGCUGCUGGAGGGUUGGCGCUCGAGCAUCCGUUGUUCUUGCCGCUGAUGAAUCUCUUUCGGCAGCAGCAGUAUUGGAUGCCGUUGCAGGAGUAUCAGUUGUUGAUUGGGUGGGAGGAGGAUCGGUAGAUGCCCUGGUUGUUAGGGAAAUGAGGUUAUGAAUAUCAUGAUGUUUUCUGAUAAUGGAUUUCUUAUUC